AUGAGUCAGCAAAUAAAUGCACCCGAUGCUGAUGUUUCAAAGGUAGUCAUCAAACCAGCAGUAGACGAUGCAACCUUUGAUGCUCUUAAAAACGACUUUGAUGAAGUUCUUAAAGAGUUACAGGGGAACAAAGGUCUAGAAAGAUUUAAGGAUGAAUAUGAGAAGUUAAUGAAGGCCUUUUUCAGGUCUCAUGAUAAUGAAAAGAGGCUAAUGAGAAAAUGCCGUGAAUUGAAAGCUGAAAUAGUUUCAAACUCUGCCAAAGUGUCACAAGCAGCAAAAAUUUCAAGCGAGGACCAGAACAAUAUGGCGUACUUAAAACGGGAAAUAGAACAAGCAUGGAAAAUGGUUGAUGCGGCAGCAGAUCGCGAAACCAAAGCUCAUGAAACCAUUAAACAACUCAAAGAAGAAAUCGCUUCCUUAAGCAAACUACUAGAACACGGGGGAGUUGGAGUGGUCGGACCUGAAAGUUUAGCUGAAUUACAAAAACAAAAAGAGAAACUAAUUAAAGAAAGAGAUGAAAAUUAUGUUGAUAAUCAGAAACUUAGAGAACAAAUUGAAGAAACCAGAGGUCGAAUAGUAGUUUAUCAAAAUGAACUACUUGAAGCACAGAAUAAAAUAUCUGAGUUAACAUUAGAUAUUCAAAAUAAAAAUGUAGAAGCACAAAGAGAAUCACGUAAAAAAGAUCGUAUGGAAAGAGAUUUGAAACUAGUUCGUGCUGAAGUUGAAGCUAAAAUGGAAGAAAUUAGUUUAACCUCUGCAACUGUUGAAAAGUUAAAAGAAGAAUUACGUACAAAAGAAGAAGAGAAUCGUUCAGCAAAAGUUUCCUUAGAACAAGCUAAUCGUCAGCUGCAAAUAAGUGAAGCAAAAUUAAAAGAUUCUCAAUUAAGACUAGAACAACAAAUUCAAGUGACUGAGUCUGUAACAUCUGAAAUACAAGCAAGAGUAAUUGAAGUCAAGCAACGUGAAGAAGAAGUACAACGUAUGAAAGCUGAACACAAUAGACUAUUGAAACAAUCUGAAACAUCUCAAAAAAAGUUGAAUCAAGCUGAAGAAGAAAAACUGAACUUAGAGCAUACACGUGAUCGUUUAAGAAAUGAAAUUCAAGCCUAUGAAAAUGAAAUGGAAUUAAUGCGUAAAACUCAUGAAAUUGACAGGAAGGCUUGUGAAGAAUUAGGUCGUGAAAAAGAAGUUAUUAAUAAAACCCUAGUUAAAGCCACAACACAAACAGUUAAACAAGCAAAUCUGUUAAAAAUGCAUGAAAUAUCUAAACAAAAUUUAGAACAAGAAAUUAUGAACUAUCGUGAUGAAGCUCAGAAACAACGUAAAAUCAUAUAUAAAUUAGAACGUGAACGUGAUCGUUAUAUCACUGAGGCAUCAGAGUUAACUCAAAAAGUUUUACAAAAUAUGGAUGAUUUAAAAUCACGUGAAAUGCAAAUUUUUGAAAAUAAGAAAAAAAUUGCUGAAGCUGAAACAAAAUUAAAACAACAACAAAAUUUAUACGAAGCAGUACGUAGUGAUCGAAAUAUGUAUAGUAAAAAUUUAAUUGAAGCACAAAAUGAAAUAGCCGAUAUGAAAAGACGUUUAAAAAUUUUAUCACAUCAAAUUAUUCAACUGAAAGAUGAUAUAGCCACACGUGAUGCUACCCUGGUGAAAGAAACCAUGGAAAGACAAAAAAUUGAAAAAGAUAAAGAACAAUUAAUUAAAGAUUUAGAAAAAAUGAAACAACAAAUCUCAGAGAAUCGUGCUUACAUAGAAGCACAAGAAGCUGAAGAAAGUAAAUUAUUAAAAAUUGUCGCUGAAGCAGAUAUUGAACGUGUUAAAGAAAAGAAAGAGCAUGAACAGGUUGCCAGUGAAAGAGAUGUAUUAGGCAGUCAACUAGUACGGAGAAAUGAUGAAUUAGCCUUAUUGUAUGAAAAAAUACGUAUACAACAGUGUAUAUUAAAUAAGGGUGAAACACAAUAUAAUGAAAGAUUAAAUGAUUUAAAUUUACUUAAACAAGAAGUUAGAAAAUUAAGACGUGAAAAAGCCUUGCUACAAGCUACAGCAACAAGAGUUGAAGAUCUUAAAGUUGAAAUUAAUAGAAUUCAGAGAAAUUUAUUGAAAGAAAGAUCUAGAGCUAAGGCGUUAGAAGAAGAAUUACAAAAUCCAGUUAAUGUUCAUAGAUGGAGAAAAUUAGAAGGCAGUGAUCCAUCCACAUAUGAAAUGAUACAGAAAAUUCAAGCUUUACAAAAACGUUUAAUUAGUAAAACAGAAGAAGUUGUUGAAAAAGAGCUACUUAUUCAAGAAAAAGAGAAAAUCUAUGUUGAAUUAAAGCAUAUAUUAGCACGUCAACCAGGUCCAGAAGUUGCUGAACAAUUGAAUGUCUAUCAAAAUAUUAUAAAAGAUAAAACAAAACAAAUGAAGGCAAUGACAGCUGAAAUGAAUGUUUAUGAAAAUCAAAUAGCUGAAUACAAGUCAGAGAUAGAACAUUUGAAUCGUGAAUUACAAAAUGUCAAAAAGAAUUACUUUAAACAAAAAAGACGUCAACAGAAAAUGAAAAUAGUCACCGAUGAAAAUUCCAGUAAUAAUGAAGCAAACGGAGCAGAAGGAGGAUGUAAGCUACAAAGAAAAUCUCAACAAAGUCAAUUAUUACUGCCAGAAAGGAAUAAAGAUUCUCAGACACGUUUUACUGGCGGAGGAUUUAAAAUUACACAUGUUGCCAGCUGA
Messenger RNA from Trichobilharzia regenti, 2706 nucleotides. The record is from the annotation of a GenBank genome assembly. NCBI's taxonomy places the organism in Eukaryota, Metazoa, Platyhelminthes, Trematoda, Strigeidida, Schistosomatidae.